GACAGAUUAUGUAUUCCACAUAUCGUGCGAAUGAGUGUAGCGAAUCACCAAUGCAUGGCAUCGAUUCAAUAGAUCUCAAUCUGAACAAUACGCGUCUGUCGUAUUGGGGAACUUAUGGGGAAAAGUGCACAAACCUUUUUACAUUUAUUUUUCAUAUUAAGCUUCCUCUUUUCAGUUCAGUGCCUCUGAUUUUACAACGCACAUUUAUUGCGGUGUGUUGCGGUGUGUUAUGAUACCGUGCUUCGCUUUGGGGUGGUAGACUGUUAUGCUCUCGGUGCCGUUUUGGAGAACCGUGCAUGCUGUGGAAUGCAAACUGUAUCACAUAUCACAUCGGGAAGCAUAUAGGGAACUAUGCACAAAAAGGCUGCAUGAUGAAGUCUGACAGCUGAACGCAGAUUUUUGCAGAAACAAGGAAAUUCCAAAACUCGGGGCACUUAUCGCCUCGGAAAUAAACUUGAUCCUUGAUCAUCAAGGGGAAUGCUUUUUAGCUACACGUAUGCAGUGCAUGCUUUCGGUUUGGACAAUGUUUUACUAGUCUGGACUAGAUCGUCUACUAGGGCCGAGUGUGCAUCCAACCCUUCCGUAAUUCGCCAUAGGCAAUAGCUGUGACAUUCAAUGGAAUCAAAUUGACUUGUUUGCCGAACGGGCUUCAUUAACGAUUGAGUCCAAACAACGAACAAAUCUUACAAAUUGAUCAUAUAGUGGUGGAAUGGAAUAAAAGCGUGUAAUUGAACACUUUCGAGAACUACUCUGUCAUUCAAAAUGUGUCAAUGAUGAAACAUCAGACGAGCAACAGGUGAAACUAGGGUCACACACUGUUCUUAUUAACUGGCUAGAAGAAAGGAGGUCGUCCGAAUCAUCAUGGCCGGGCCUGAUAGCCUUCGAAAUCUGUCUAACCUUGACAUCAUUAGGCUUACCAAGGACAUUGACAGAGACGAGUACUACCGACUCGGUGGGGUUUUAGGAUUCGGCGAAGACAUCCUGGACCAUCUUUGGGAUCCGGCGCAGAAGGGCAGUGCCUUGAAGGUGGUGCUCCUAUGGAGGGAUGGUCUUGAACCGGAAGUCGACCAAAGAGCCAUCCUGGGGGAAAAGCUGUCUCAAGCAGGGCUGGACGAUAAGUGGGAAUAUCUAUUGAGUGGUCUACCUGCGUCACCUGUUGCCAGCAAGUCAGCUAACUCCACACGUCUAAAAGGGUCCAGUGCCCCUGUGCUACCAAUGAAACAAUCCAAACAGGGAAACAACGGGCUCCACCCAUCCGCAGUUACUGAAAGAAGUGAUAUGAUUGCGGAUUCGAGACCGGACGAACACAAUGGAAAAGACGAUGCCCUCCCCAUUCUUCUAGGUAUCACCGACGACAGUGAUGAUUCGGAUGGUGAGAACUACAUCAAUGUGUCAAACGAAACUCUUCGAAAAGGAUCAGCUAGUAUUGCUUCGGUUUGUUCAAAGCCUAGAUUGCCGUUCCAUAGCUCUGAAGAAAUCAAUAUCCCAGAGGAACGCCAAAGUUGCUUAAUGGAAUCCCAACCCGUCGUACCACCUUCCAAAGUUAGCGCUGAUAGCACUACAUGGGUUAAUGAUGACCAGUUCCAGAGCCAGCAUGACAGUGGGGACAAGGAAGCAGUCAAGCAGUCAGAAACAGAGCAAGACCAUGAUCUUCAAAAGUCUUCUACGUUUAACGAGAACUUGUCGAUAGCUAACUCGAAAUCAGAUCCCGCAGAGACCUUGAGACCUGUUCACGCAAAACCGAAAAUACCUGUCAAACCUUCUCGUGGAGCCAUAGACCCAAUGGUGUUACGUCAGCCAGUUGUGAAUGAAAAGCCUAAUCAACCCGAUGACCCGCAGAACAAUUCGGAAGCUCUACAAAAUACCCCCAUCAAGGAUGACAAAGCCCAACCAUCUUCAUCGCAGCCCAACACCACGCUGCUAAAUGAUGAAGACGUCUCAAUGAAUGUCCCAAGCACAGACAAUACUGACGGACAUAAGGAAGCAGAUAUUGCUCCUUUGGUGAGUUCAGAUACUAUGAAAUUACAGGGCAAACUGUCAACAUCAGUCAAGGACUCUUAUCUACUCCAAACUCCAGUAACUCAAGCAAGUACCAUUCAAGACGACCCAAGAUCCGAGGUAGGGAACGGACACCAAGAGCCCUCUUACGCAUCAACAACAGCUCAAUUGAAUUCCCAGGGACCUCCUGUCGCUCCAUAUCAAACAAGAUCACCAGUAGGUCCUAGUAUAUCCUCUUCUCCGCAGGUUCCGUCUAUAAAGCAUGUUCCUGUCACGCACUCGUCAUCGGUAACGGCAAACAGACUGACGCAGCUACCAGGAACUCUGCCUAAAUCAUUGUCGCAAAAGGGGGCGCACGACGCUCAGUCUGAACCUGACAGACAUUUUCAACGGGCUGAGACACUCCUAAACAAGCCAAUGGAAACCACUCUAGAUCCCAGUAUGAACAAACAGAGCUCGUCGUUCCUAAUACAGCAAGGUCUGAAUGAAGACGUUCUUCGAGCAUUAGCAGGGGAUAUAACGACUGGCGACCAGCUCAGGAAACUUGGGCUUGAACUUGGCUUCAAGGAAGCUGAUAUCAACGGAUUUGAAGCCAUGAACCAUCGGACAACCGCCCAAUCCAUGGAAGGUACUUUUGACAUGCUGCUGAAAUGGAAGUCAACGGUUUCCGGGGAGGACCAGUCAUUGCUGUUGAAGCACGCCCUCAGGCGUUCUAAUCUCGUGAAAAUGGCAGAUUCACAUCUAAAGACCACUAAGAGACGAAGAGAUAUCAGGAGCGUUAAAAUAGCAAAGAAUUUCACAGUUUCAGACUGCCGCGAAAAACUUGAAUUCCACUACAGGCUGAAAACCACCGAUAUCCUCAAGAAACUUGAAUUUUCGAAUUCAGACAACGAUCUUCCGGUCAUAGUUGUUCAUCGCAUCGUUAAGCGUGGAAAGAACAUGUACGUGGAGAAGAUCCCUCUAUUAGAAGGGUCUGUCAAUGAGAUUUUGAGGACGAGAAAAAAUGGUGCUUUGCCGACCAGGAUCGUAAUAUUUGGCCGUGCUGGAAUAGGCAAGAGCACGUUGGUGGCUCAGAUGGCACAAGAAUGGGUUGAACGGGUUCCAGGUUCCCCGCUCCAGGAUGUCUCUCUUCUGUUUGUUCUCAAGAUGAAGUUCCUCGACAAUCAUGGUUCUUUGGGACAGGCCAUCGUCAACCAACUCCUAAAUGAUGUCCGAGGAUUGACCGCUCAAGGAAUCGACCAACUCAUUGAAGACAACCAAUCCGAGUGUAUGGUUGUGCUUGAUGGGGUGGAGGAGUUCAGAGGGGAGAUAUCUUCGAUGAAGUGUGGUCAUGUCAUGCGUGUUGUCCAAAACAUCCAGCUAAUGAAGUGCCGUGUCAUUGUAACGAGUCAUCCUCGACUGGAAGACUACUUCAACAAAGAGGACUUGCCAAACGACUUCCUCAAGAUGGAGCUUCAAGGGCUUUCCAAGGUACAGUCGACAUCGUUCAUACGUUCUUUCUUCAGAGAUAAUGUGUUGCACACGGCCAAUGAGCUGAUGGUGUUCCUAGAAAUGAACGAUGUAAUCAACGACCUUUUGGCCACGCCUCUUUUCUGCCUCCUUGCGUGUCAUCUCUGGGAAUGUAAUCUUCUGCAGCUCGUGACGACCGAGUCGGAUUUCUUUGACAGUGUACAUCGCUUCUUCCUCAAACAUGGAGAAGAAAAGGCAUCCACGUCAUCAGGGGAUACCGACCUUGAAAUGAUUGUCCAAGGAAUAGGAGAGGUCGCCUUCAACGGUCUCCUUGAAAGCUCCAACAAACGUGCCUUUGGACAAAAUGACUUCAAGAAGAUUUCGGCAACCCUUCAAAAGGCAAUUUCGCUCGGCAUCAUCUGCAAGACAAGCUAUAAGAAGCUCGACGACACCGGCUUUGAAUUCUAUCAUCACAAUGCCCAGGAGCACUGCGUGGCAAAGUAUUUGUCGAAAGAAGUGAAGUCGAAGAUAGCCAAAGGAAAACAUUCUCGUCUGGACAAAGCAUUGAAGCAGAUGGCAAAGAAAGACCUUGCAGAUUUCGGCCGGGUGCUCCGGUUUACAGCUGGCCUUGGCAGCCCUUCAACCGGCUUACAAAUGAUAGAGACAAUUCAUUCUGAUAAUAAGGUGCCGCUGGGUGACAAGACUAGGAUGAUCCUGGACUGCUUGGCAGAGAUCCCACAGCUGGACAAACAGACGACGUACGCAGUUGAACGGUGCUUUGCAGGAGGGAAUGUCCUGAUUAACCUACCAACCAUACACACCACGAUCGGUUUCUACAAACUCCCUCCAUUCGUAAAAGAAAAGGUCCAAAGUGUAACCAUCCAGAGUUCCUGCAUGCCCCCACACAUCGCCAAGAGGUUGUCGAUGGGUCUGCAAGGAUAUCCAGAUCUACUGAAGCUCGAGGUGGCCGAUGUACAGAAUCCAACAUAUCCUGUCAUCCUACUCCUGCUCAAUAAGCUGUCUCUUCAUCUUGCUCCCGAGGGCGCCCUCUCAAUUAUACCCGACCUCAAUCAGAGCAUCUUUAAUGGACUUCGGCUUGUCGAUCUAUCGGACUGCUACCUGUCACCGGAGGUGACGGCCGUGCUGUGGACUGCGCUGGCCAAAUGCCCAAACAUCGAGGUGAUGACUGUCAAGAACUCCACGAUCCUCAGCCGGGACCUACCGCGCCUCGGGUGCAUCGCAGUUCUACAGGCGAACUUCCGGUCCCCGGUCCUUCCGGAGGAGGUGGGUUGGUUGAGCAGCAUCCUUGGAGACGCGAAGUACUCGACAGAGGUGAGACUGACCAUUGGGGACGGAGAAGAUGGAACCAUACGACGUGCAGGAGUCGGUGUCCAGGAGCACGUCCUGAUGGUGGAUGACAGAAUUGACCUCACUAACGCAACGGGAAAUACCAUGAAGGUUCUUAACGUGCUACCAGACUCGUACAGAAGGAAGGUCAGGACGCUAUGCAUCAAGAGAACCCGCUUCACCGAUGACCUGAUCCGCCCCUUGCUCGACUUCGUCCACUCCUUGAUUCGCCUGGAGACUUUCUCCACAGAGGACCGCAACAUCCCAGAGGAAAUCAAACAGCUUCAGGUCUUCAAGGGAACCUUCCAAAGACCAACGAACGAACUUCCAACCAUGGGGGAAGAUGGGGUUCUCAAGGGGAGUGUUUCUUCCCCUCUACGGGAGGAGGAGUUCGAGCGUCUAAGUAGUGCCUUCGGCGGCCCCACCACCAUUCAACAGGUGCACAUUAUCAUCGAGCACGACCGAAGAUCGGAGACGAACUUUCAGGAGCUGCUGGAUAUCACUGGGGACAGCAUGGAACUCUGCAAUGUGUCUUCGACUUCCAUUGAGAUCAUGAAGAUGUUCCCGGCGUCUUUUAGACAAAAGAUGCACUCUGCACGCAUCAAGAACUGCAAUCUGACCGAUGAUCUUUCACAGCAGCUAUCGGAGACACUUCAGUCAAUGGAUGAACUGGAGAUGUUCUUAUCUGAGAAUAGUGCCCUCGGUCAGAAAGCCCUUCAUCUAAAGACUGUCACCGUACUCGAUCUUGGACGCUUCUCCUCGACCUGCUACGAUUGGGAGUGGCUUGACAGCGCGGAGCUGCUCGAAGAACUGCAUCUUACCUUUGCAUCCUCACUACCACCUACUCCCACCUCGCCCACCACGCCCACAUCACCAUCCACCCCUAAAGGUGCGACGGCCACACCCUUCCCUGCGAUCAGCCCGAUCUACGAAGACAUUCCGGAGAGGUUGGAUCCUUCGGCCGCUGACAAAGUAUCAGGGGAGGAGGACUUCCAUCUGCAGGUCUCCGUUGGCAGGCUGGUGAUGACAAGGAUGUCUUCCUGCAGCUUGUCUGUGAUGUUGCAUCUGCCUAAACAUCUGAAAGAUGAGUUGCGUCAUGUACGAGUCCGUUCAACCAAGCUGACUGUUGACGUACUAGACCGCCUCGCCGAUGUUCGCCUAUCUUUCAAGCACCUCGCGCCACUGCCUCUGCAGGCACUGUACCGAAGACCUGUCAAGUACGGGUGCAUAUUUCAACCAGGCGCGAUAAAGCCCGUCGUGGGACAGUGGGACUGA
Messenger RNA from Strongylocentrotus purpuratus (purple sea urchin), 6069 nucleotides. RefSeq lists its product as uncharacterized. Gene Ontology annotation, molecular function: protein binding. Lineage: Eukaryota; Metazoa; Echinodermata; Echinoidea; Camarodonta; Strongylocentrotidae. The record is from RefSeq and is a predicted model, not a curated record. The transcript has 12 exons. The coding region runs from base 862 to 6069 and encodes 1735 amino acids. Gene Ontology annotation, biological process: signal transduction.